Onthophagus taurus is the source of this 665-nucleotide messenger RNA. It is a transcript of the gene vih, whose product is annotated as ubiquitin conjugating enzyme vih. The record is from RefSeq and is a predicted model, not a curated record. NCBI's taxonomy places the organism in Eukaryota, Metazoa, Arthropoda, Insecta, Coleoptera, Scarabaeidae.
AAAAUAAAUUUUUAUCUGUCGUUUUGGACAGUGGCGUUUGAUCAGGAUUGUGUUUUAGUGAAUAUUACUUAAAUUAUGGCCCAAAAUGUUAAUCCUUCUUAUGAACAACAACCCAGCAGUGUUAAACAAAGCGACGAGAGUAAUAGAUUUACUACAGAUAACCACGCAGUCACGAAAAGAUUACAUAAAGAAUUGAUGACUUUAAUGAUGUCUCAAGACAAAAGCGUUUCAGCUUUUCCUGAAGGCGAUAAUUUAUUUAAAUGGAUUGGAACUAUAAUGGGCCCUAAAGACACGGUUUAUGACAAUCAAAAAUACAAACUCAGUUUACAAUUUCCACAAGCCUAUCCUUAUUCAGCCCCUUUAGUAAAAUUUAUCACACCUUGCUUUCAUCCCAAUGUAGACAACAGCGGUAACAUUUGUUUGGACAUUCUCAAGGAUAAAUGGUCGGCAUUGUACGAUGUACGGACAAUAUUGUUAUCAAUACAAGCUCUUCUUGGUGAACCCAACAUUAGUAGUCCACUUAAUUCGACCGCAGCAGAAUUAUGGAAAAAACAGGCGCAGUACAAGAAACAUGUGGAUGAUACUUAUAAAGAGGUUUAAAUCAAAUAAUUAGGAUUGUAAUUUUUUUUUUAUUUAUAAACGACGAUUUUAACGAUUCUUUUUAA